Populus nigra (black poplar) is the source of this 1560-nucleotide messenger RNA. Its product is annotated as serine/arginine-rich splicing factor RS41-like. Bases 417 to 1040 code for a protein of 207 amino acids. The record is from RefSeq and is a predicted model, not a curated record. Gene Ontology annotation, molecular function: RNA binding. Gene Ontology annotation, biological process: mRNA splicing, via spliceosome. Gene Ontology annotation, cellular component: nuclear speck. Lineage: Eukaryota; Viridiplantae; Streptophyta; Magnoliopsida; Malpighiales; Salicaceae. The transcript is spliced from 6 exons.
AGCUUUGCUCGAAUUGCCGGGGAGAAUGAGGGCUAUAUUUUGCGGCAAUCUUGAUUACGACGCGCGCCAGUCUGAUGUAGAGCGUCUUUUUAGAAGAUAUGGGAGGAUUGAUAGGGUGGAUAUGAAGUCUGGAUUACUUGGAAUGUCCAUGCUCUUCUUGGAUGGAUAUGCUCCUCUGCAUUUCUUUUUGUGGCAUGUUUUCAAGCAUCAUCUUCUUCUUGUCUUUUUUCCACAAGAACCAACCUGAUCCACCAUGGAACUAUCUUCCUUCAUUCCCUGAGACACCAUUGCCUUAAUUUCCUCAUGAGUUUUGGUCAAUGUUCUGAUUUUGGAAUCAUUCAGCAUAGAAAUCAUGAUGAUCUCAAAGCCAAUGACAGGCGUCAUAUUACCUCCCAACAGGAUUUGCUUUUGUCUAUAUGGAGGAUGAAAGAGAUGCUGAGGAUGCCAUCCGUAGGCUUGACCAAACAGAAUUUGGGAGAAAAGGACGUCGUCUACGUGUUGAGUGGACUAAGCAAGAACGUGACAGUAAGCCUGCUGGUUCAAGAAGAUCAUCAGCUAAUAUGACUCCAUCAAAAACUUUGUUUGUCAUUAAUUUUGAUCCAAUUCAUACCCGAACUAGGGAUCUGGAGAGGCACUUUGAUCCUUAUGGAAAAAUAUUGAGCACAAGGAUUAGGAGGAAUUUUGCAUUCGUUCAGUAUGAGUUACAGGAAGAUGCUACUAAGGCAUUGGAAGCAACUAAUAUGAGCAAGUUGAUGGACCGGGUCAUUUCAGUGGAAUAUGCUGCUCGAGAUGAUGAUGAAAGAAGGAACGGGUACAGUCCUGAGAGAAGAGGCCGUGACAGAUCUCCUGACAGAAAUUAUAAUCGCGAACGAUCCCCAAGUCCAUAUCGUAGAGAUAGGGGUAGCCCAGACUACGGCCAUGGACAGAAUACAAAUGCCAGACCUCAAAGAGGAAAUCAUACUUAUGAUAAAGCUGAAGGUCCUGAAAAUGAAAGAUACCGCAGCCGUUCCCCGCCAUCUCGGGAAAGGUCACGCUCUUGAGAAAAAGCAGAAGGUUUGAUAGUCUGUUUGUGGACGUCCUUUUCUAUCUUUUGACUAGUCAAUUCAGGUAGCUGGGCUCCUCCGUGAUGUGCAUUUUGUAUCAGCUACUUUCUUUCUUUUUUAAGACAGUGAUUUUGACAUUGAUAUGCUGUUGAUUUGGUUAGCUCUAGAGGCUUCUUGUGUUUUGACAUGGUUUGUGAUGUUUCAUAUUUAAUAAUUUCGUAGAGAUUUUGGUGCGAUCUUUCUCAAGUCACAUUCUUGGUCCUAGUGCGAUUCUGGAUGAGUGCAAAUAAAGCUGGGACUUAGAAUGUUGAAUAGAAGUUGGAGAGCUAUUGCCUGUAAUUGUAACUGUAAUUGUGUACCAUUGUUGUUGUCAUUCCAUCCCUUUUCUUGGAGAAGAACAGUUUCUACUUUCGAGUCGAGAAAUCAUUUGUUUAGGCAAUUGACACUGAAAUCAUUGGGCCUUUGUUCAAUGACAACAGUGAGGAUUACAAAAUGUCAUUAUGGGUUUUGGUGGACA